Messenger RNA from Biomphalaria glabrata, 1822 nucleotides. Its product is annotated as neurotrypsin-like. The record is from RefSeq and is a predicted model, not a curated record. Lineage: Eukaryota; Metazoa; Mollusca; Gastropoda; Planorbidae. Gene Ontology annotation, cellular component: membrane. The transcript is spliced from 12 exons. Bases 32 to 1780 code for a protein of 582 amino acids.
GUCUUGUCAGAUAUACACGUCAGUAAGCUAAAUGAAAAAAAUGAUGUUAGAAUUUAGCAUUAUUUGGUUUGAUCUCAACCUAGUAAAAAUGAUAUUGUGGUUACUUUUAGGGACUUUCAAUUUAAUGCAAUGUCAAGCCAUUACUGACCUACAAAUUCGACUAAGACAUGGAGAAAACAGAUUCGAGGGAACAGUGGAAGUGUUUUAUAACAACACAUGGGGAUAUGUCUGCGAUGAUGAUUGGACCCAACUUGAAGCCGAAGUGGUCUGUCACAUGUUGAGUUAUCAAAGAUCUGGCGCCAAAGCGUUGAGAGACAAUGAAUUUCACUCGAACCACAUUUACGGCUAUCUCCUUGACCAAGUCUCCUGUCAAGCAAAUAAGUCGACCUUAGAUGAUUGUUCUCAUUCUGCCUGGGGUAAACAUGACUGUAACCCCACGGAGAAGGCGGGUGUCAUUUGUGCUAGCGCAUGUUCCUGGCCAUGUUCUGAAACUGGUUGUGACUCUAAAACUGGACUUUGCGUGUCAUGUAUACCAGGCUACGAAGGUGACUUUUGCAACAUAACCAUUAAUGACCUACAAAUUCGACUAAGAGAUGGACAAAACAGAUUCGAGGGAACAGUGGAAGUGUUUUAUAACAACACAUGGGGAUAUGUCUGUGAUGAUAAAUGGUCCCAACUUGAUGCCGAAGUGGUCUGUCACAUGUUGGGUUAUCAAAGAUCUGGCGCCAAAGAUGUGGGAACGAAUAGAUUUAAUUCUAACCACUUAUACGACUUUCUACUCGACGAAGUCUCCUGUCAAGCUAAUGAGUCGACCUUAGACAGCUGUUCUCAUUCUGCAUGGGGUAAACAUGACUGUAAACCCUCUGAGAAAGCGGGUGUCAUUUGUGCUAACGCCUGUGAUGGAACACAUUUUGGACUAAAUUGCAAAGAAAAUUGUUCAUCUCAAUGUUCUAAAAGUGUUUGUGACUCUAAAACUGGACGUUGCAAGGAAUGUAUACCAGGCUAUAAAGGUCGAUUUUGCAACAUACCGAUUGAUCCUCUACCAAUACGACUAAGAGAUGGACAAAACAGAUUCGAGGGAACAGUGGAAGUGUUUUAUAACAACACAUGGGGAUAUGUCUGCGAUGAUGAUUGGUCCCAGAGUGCUGCCGAAGUGGUCUGUCACAUGUUGGGUUAUCAAAGAUCUGGCGCUGAAGCGGUGUGUAACAAUGAAUUUAAGUCAAACCAGUCUUACAACUAUUUACUCGACGACGUCUCCUGUCAGGCAAAUGUGUCGACAUUAAACGCUUGUUAUCAUUCAGAAUGGGGUCAACAUAACUGUUCGCCCAAGGAGAAGGCAGGAGUCAUUUGUGCUAACGAUUGUGACGAAACACAUUUUGAACUAAAUUGCAAAGAAAAUUGUUCUUCGCAAUGUUCUCAAACUGUUUGUGACUCUAAAACUGGACGUUGCAUUGAAUGUAUACCAGGCUUUGAAGGUGACUUUUGCGACAUACCCUGUAACGGAACAUACUUUGGACCAAAUUGCAAAGAAAAAUGUUCUACCCAAUGUUCUGAAACUGUUUGUGACUCUAAAACUGGAAGUUGCAUGGCAUGUAUACCAGGCUUUGAUGGUGACUUUUGCAACAUCUCAUGUGACGAAACACAUUUUGGACCAAAUUGUAAAGAAAAUUGUUCUUCCCAAUGUUCUCAAACUGUUUGUGACUCUAAAACUGGACGUUGCAUGACAUGUAUACGAGACUUUGAAGGUGAUUUUUGUAACAUCUGUAAGUACAGAAAGUAAUUUAUGUAAACGAAACUCAUGAAAUUAUAAAAACAUUUAAGU